AUGUCAAAGGAUACUAGUAACCAAGUCAGUAAUGAUAGCGACGAAAAUGGCGAGGAGACCCGCUUCGUGGAUCCAGCGGUUCACCGAGUUCCAAACUAUGAGGUCUCUGAAAAGGCAUUUAUCCUUACUCAACCUAAAGUGAAUGCAGAUAAGCAGAGUUUAAUCGAAUCAAUCCUCGAGCUGGUAAAGAAAGAGGAAAUGGCCCCAUAUUACAAAUAUUUAUGCGAUGAGUACCUCCCAAGUGGCACUUUGAAAUUUGACGAAGCUUUAUACCAAGAAUUACUGAAGAAGAACGAAGAAAAGGUCGCCAGUCUCAAGAACAAGCUUACAGAGGUGGAGGAGAACGAUGAAGGGGAAUUGGAGAAGGCACAAUGUUGGAUCGAGCUCGGAGAAUAUUACACGCAAAUCGGUGAUCGCGCUAACGCCUUAGACACCCUGGAAAAGGCCUUGGGAAAAGCCAUCUCUACUGGAGCGAAGAUAGAUGUCAUGUUCACCAUUACUAGAAUUGGUUUCUUCUUCAAUGAUCAAUUUUUCGUCAAGGAAAAACUGGAGCAAAUAAACGUUAUGAUCGAAAAGGGCGGCGAUUGGGAAAGAAGAAACAGGUUCAAAACCUAUAAAGGUAUCCACUGCUUAGCAGUUAGAAAUUUCAAAGAGGCAGCUAAAUUGCUAGUCGAUUCUUUGGCUACGUUCACUUCGGUUGAAUUGGCGUCGUAUGAAAGCAUCGCUACUUACGCUUCCGUUGCAGGUCUAUUUACGUUGGAAAGAACGGAGCUUAAAUCUAAGGUGAUUGACUCUUCGGAGCUGCUCUCUCUGCUCAAUACUACUUCCGCACUUCAAUCCAUCUCUUCCCUCACGAUCUCCCUAUACACUUCCGAUUACUCCAGUUUCUUCCCUUUUCUGCUUGAAACUUACGAAAAUGUUCUGCUUCCAUGCAAGUACCUAAACGCCCACUCAGACUUCUUUGUCAGAGAGAUGAGAAGAAAAGUGUAUGCUCAGCUACUUGAUUCCUACAAGACAUUGUCUCUCAGGUCAAUGGCAGGCGCCUUCGGAGUAUCAGUCGAGUUCCUGGACAAUGACCUAGGUAAGUUCAUCCCAAAUAAACAACUGAACUGCGUUAUUGACAGAGUCAAUGGGAUCGUCGAAACAAACAGACCUGAUAACAAGAAUGCCCAGUACCAUCUGCUCAUCAAGCAAGGGGAUGGACUGCUAACUAAGCUUCAAAAAUAUGGUGCGGCCGUAAAACUUACGGGCUCGGAACGGGUCGCUUAA
Molecule: messenger RNA, 1269 nt
Organism: Torulaspora globosa
Lineage: Eukaryota; Fungi; Ascomycota; Saccharomycetes; Saccharomycetales; Saccharomycetaceae
Gene: RPN7
Product: proteasome regulatory particle lid subunit RPN7
Exons: 1
Coding region: 1-1269 (422 amino acids)
Biological process (GO): proteasome-mediated ubiquitin-dependent protein catabolic process
Cellular component (GO): proteasome regulatory particle
Molecular function (GO): protein binding
Source: RefSeq, a predicted model, not a curated record